CACGCUCAGUCUGUUGCUGCCACCACCCAGGGGACAGGGUGAGGAGGUGGUGCAGCGCUUAGAGGCUUUCCCUGGGCGGUCUUCAAGGGACCACGAGGUGCCAGUGUGGCAGCUGUGACAGCCGUAUCCUCGUGCGCCUGCUUGGGCAAUAGAUCAUUUUCUAGCCUCGUUGGCUGAAAAAGACACAGAACACGAAGAGAAAGUGGAGUCUUAGAAACUUUGAAUCUCAGAAACUCCGGAGGAGCAUAGUGACUAGCGAUGGCGUCACUGAUUCUAACUCUGGAACCUCACUAUUGUCACGUUGCUGGAAUGUUACCUCAUGGCCUGUUCUUAGGCAUGUGGCUGUGUGGGGGAAGGAAUUUGAGACUGGGAGGCCAGAGACUGGGGUUCUGUCCCCUCCCCACCAGGAAGUCUCUAAAGCCCUUGGGUCCCCUGGAGGAGGAAGGUUCUACAUAGUUCUACCCAAUGCGACUCCCCUCCCUAUCUGGAGGGAGGGCCAGUCUCUGAGCAAAGCCACAUGGGUAUCAGUGGGGAGUGGGUCUUUCAGGGAGUCCAGAAACCUGCUGUAGGGUGCAGGCAGAGUGGAGGCAGGCUUUGGGAGGCUCAGGCCAGCUGCAGCAUUUGGGCUGAGCCCCAACUGCUGUGGCCCCGGAGGCCCUGGGAGGGGCACCGCUGCUUGGUGGCAGGCUCCUUCAGUGCUGAACUGGGAGUUCUCAGGGUAUCUUUCUGGUCCAGCUGUGGGGACGUGGGCAACGUGUGUAAGGGCCCAGCGUGGUGGCUGCCCUGUCCUUAGCCCGACAAGUGUUUGCUGUGGCUGGUGGCAGUCUCUUCUUUCAGUCCCCAGUGCUUUUCUGGGCCUCCACCUCCCUAAGAGUGGGCUGACUCUACAUUCCAGUUUACCCAGAAGAGUUGUUUCAUUCUUGAUAAUCAACAGCAUCCCUUUCGUUCUUUUUUUUUUUUUUUUUUGAGGGCGGAGAGCAGAGAUGGGGCCCUUUUUUGUUUGUUUGUUUGUUUGUUUUGAGAUAGAGUCUUGCUCUGUCUCUGUUUCCCAAGCUGGAGUGCAGUGACAUGGUCUCUGCUCACUGCAACCUGUGCCUCCUGGGUAUAAAGCGGUUCUCCUGCCUCAGACUCCUGAGAAGCUGGAAUUACAGGUGCAUACCACCAUGCCUGGCUAAUUUUUUUUUUUUUUGAGAGACAGAGUCUUGCUCUGUUGCCCAGGCUGGAGUGCAGUGGCACAAUCUCGGCUCACUGUAACCUCUGCUUCCUGGGUUCAAGCGAUUCUCCUGCCUCAGCUUCCCAAGUAGCUGGGACUACAGGUAUGUGCCACCACGCCCAGCUAAUUUUUGUAUUUUUUUUAGUAGAGAUGGGGUUUCACUGUAUGUUGGCCAGGCUGGUCUCGAACUCCUGACCUCAUAUGAUCCUUCCACCUUGGCCUCCCAAAGUGCUGGGAUUACAGGCAUGAGCCACUGCGCCUGGCCUAAUUUUUGUAUUUUUUUUUAGUAGCAAUGGGGUUUCGCCAUGUUGCCCAGGCUGGUCUCAAACUCCUGACCUCCUAUGAUCUGCCCACCUCAGCCUCCCAGAGUGCCAGGAUUACAGGCGUGAGUCACCGCACCUGGUCGAGAUGGGGCUCUUUCUAUGUUGCCCAGGCCAGUCUUGAACUCCUGACCUCCCAAAGUGCUAGGAUUACCACCACAUCUAGCCCCUUUCUUUUUUCUUUUUUUGAGACGAAGUCUCACUCUUGUCCCCCAGGCUGGAGUGCAGUGGCGUGAUCUCGGCUCACUGCAACCUCUGCCUCCCGGGUUCAAGCGAUUCUCCUGCCUCAGCCCCCUGAGUAGCUGGGAUUACAGGCGCCUGCCACCACACCCGGCUACUUUUUGUAUUUUUAGUAGAGACGGGGUUUCACCAUGCUGGCCAGGCUGGUCUCGAACUCCUGACCUCAGGUGAUCUGCCCACCUCAGCCUCCCAACGUGCUGGGAUUACAGGCGUGAGCCACCACGUCUGGCCCCAGCCCCUUUCAUUCUUAACAGCAUCCAGUUGAACCAUAUGGCACAUGCUUGUCCUGUCCAUCAUCGUAUUGGAUAAGGAGCCACAGAGACCUCACUGAGCUGCUGGCUUUCCAUGGCUGUGCGUCCGUCCCUAUUGGAGCAGGCGAGCAUACCUGUGGGCUGCAUCACUUUGAAUGAGGACGCUGAGGCUCAGAGGAGCUUGCCCGGGGCCCCAGAGCAGGGGAAUACCUGCAGCCCAGUAGGCCAGGCCCUGUAGGCUGGACAGCCACGGAAGCAGGCAGUCAGGUCCUGCAGAAUGCGCAGACUUGUAGGUCGCCUGCGCUCUGUGUGGCUGGUGGCAGGUAGUCCUGUGGCAAAGGCUGUUGGGGCAGGAGUGGAGCAGCAGGUGACACCUGAUAAAACAAGUUGGGACUGGACAGUGGGCUUGAUGGCAGCAGAGGGCCUGGGUGACACCCUAGUGAGGCUGAGGGGAUCUGGCGGUGGAGCGCUAGGAUCAGACGCCCCCGCGAUGACCAGCUCCCCCGUCUCCAGAGUCGUGUACAACGGCAAGAGGACCAGCAGCCCCCGCUCCCCACCCAGCAGCAGCGAGAUCUUCACCCCAGCCCACGAGGAGAACGUCCGCUUCAUUUACGAAGCGUGGCAGGGCGUGGAGCGAGACCUGCGAGGCCAGGUGCCAGGUGGCGAGCGGGGCCUGGUGGAGGAGUACGUGGAGAAGGUCCCUAACCCCAGCCUGAAGACCUUCAAGCCCAUCGACCUGAGUGACCUGAAGCGCCGGAGCACGCAGGAUGCCAAGAAGUCCUAGAGCGCCCGGCGCCUCUACCCGGCCUCCGGAAGAUCAGGGUGCGAGGUGUCGGUUCCCUCCUGUCCUGUGGCCCUGCCCAUGGGAUGGGGGUGCCUUGCUCCAGCGGGCUGCAGACCCCAGCACUGGCGUGACUGACGGCUGAGGCCUGCCUCUCCUUCCCAAGCCCCCUUCCUUCAUCCUUGGGGGUCUCAGGCUGCCCCCAUCAUGGGGGUCUGGGCCCUGCCCACCCUCCUGCCCUCCCCCAGCCACCUGGCUGCAUUUUUGAAGCUGCCUGGCCCCCAGGGGCCCUGACCUGACCUCUCUCCUCUCCCCUCACCCUCCUGCCCCUGGCCACUGCAGGAUCAGGAGGGGAGAAGAAGGAGCCUCUGCUGCCUCCCAGGCUGCUGGGACUGGGCUGGUUUUGUCCUUGAAGUGGUCAGGAUACAGGACAAGGGCAGCCCCACCCCAUCCAGCCUGGGCUCCCCGCAGACCCUUGCUGCUCCCGUGGCCUGGACACACUGGGGAGCUUCUCACACCUACCCCUACCGUCCAGCCUGGCCUCUUCCCUGAAUCAGCUUCAAGAUGGCACCAGCUCUUUGGGCCUAGGAUACUGCCGGGCCCCCCAAGGGGGUCCCCAGCAACCAGGCCUGGCCUCCUGGUGUCUGCGGUCACAGUGGCCCCUGGGCAGGGGCACCCAGGCUGACCCUGAGGUGCUGCUUCUGGGUCUGUCUUGGCUCUGGGGUGUGCUGGGAGAGUCACCAGGUCCCUUUUUCUUCCUGUGCCCUCUGAAAGCCAAGUGUCUGUGUGGCUGUGGAGCUUGAGGGUCUGUGAAUAAAGGCGGCAGCGCUGGG
Gorilla gorilla gorilla (western lowland gorilla) is the source of this 3638-nucleotide messenger RNA. It is a transcript of the gene MCRIP1, whose product is annotated as MAPK regulated corepressor interacting protein 1. The record is from RefSeq and is a predicted model, not a curated record. Bases 2302 to 2808 code for a protein of 168 amino acids. The transcript has 5 exons. NCBI's taxonomy places the organism in Eukaryota, Metazoa, Chordata, Mammalia, Primates, Hominidae.